AUGGAGACGUCAAUGGUUCACCCUCCUCAGUUGGAGGGAAAGUCCCACGACCAUGAUGAGCCGCUGCAAUUGCACUCAAUGCCUACCUGGAAGCGGUAUGAAUCCGAAGAAGAGGAAGUGUCUGAGACCAGCUCUGUAAGAGCCUUUACGCCGUCCGACGCAGAGUCGGGGAAUGACGAUACCGCCGAUAGCUCUGCUAGCGAAGCAGAAUAUGGUGUCGUGAUUGAGAAUGGCAUGCCGUCUCCGUCCCAAGAGGUAUCAGACGAGUCGUCCAGUAUCUACUCGCGACGGCUAUCAGUGGUGACUGCUAAGCGGGCCAGUGCGGUCACUUAUUAUACUGACGGUAGAAUGGGGAGUGAUGACUCUGCCAGAGAAUAUGUUACGCCGCCUCUAUCUCCAUCGUCUGUUCCAUUCCUUGGCGGUGAGGAAGAGGAAGAGGAAGAACAGCAGGUCUUUGAAGCAAAAAAAGUCCAGUACACAGCACCUACCAUGCGGCCGAACAUUAUCUUCAUUCAAAACCCUGAGUCACCCAAACGCCCGGAAAAUCUACGCAAACGCUCGUCAACUGCCUCGGGCUUGAGCUCCCCUGACCGCUCCAAGCGCUACUCUGCAAUGUUCUUCCGGGAUAUCUCGCAAGACGGCGAAGUCGCAUACGUCGAAUCUCAGAAGCACGUACGCGCACGAUCUGCCCAGCGAGUUGGAAGUAGCCCUUAUCGUUCAAGAGGCACUUCUCCUGCAAAGGGUGGAAAUGCUAAUGCUGAUGCGGAGACACGACCACAAUGGCCGCGAAGGAAUACUUCUCUACGAUCUACAGGAAGUGUCUACAUGACACCGUCAGAUGAGGUGCCUCGAGCGCGUUCUCGACCUCGCUCUAUCCGUAGCUCUGGCCUCGCCAGCGACCAAAUGAGCUCUAGCUCACGAUCAUCAAAGCAAUUAUCUACACAUAACUCGUCCACAUCAUCACUGCACAACUCAUCGACAUUCUCCUUCGAGCCCUGCUCCCCCGACUCCGCCGACAAGACCAAGUCUGCUGCCCCUCACCCACUCUCCAUCAUCACCACCCUAUCCCCUGCACCCAUCCAAUUCACCGGCCCUUUUGGCACGACUGAGAACGCUUCUGGCCUAACGCCACACGCGCGCUCAGCCUCGACCCAAAGCGACAUUGACCCAACCUACACUCCAUGCUCUCCCUACUCGCCCAUGGAGCCACAAAAUUCACAAUUAAAGUCUAUCGACACGACCCCGCAAAUCUUACGGCCGGGGCCACCAGGCUUGUACGGGCUCCGCCACAACCCAUCUCUCACGCUCGUUACUCGUCCCGAAGACCUCGAGCCAUCCUCUGCAGACCCUCAUCAACCAAGACGAUUCAGCAGGGACUGGUCUAUCUCAUCGCCCGCAUCAGCAAAACCAUCCUCCAAAUCAGCCAAUGGAACGAGUGCUAUGAAAUCAUUGAUGGGCGGGUUCCGGGGGCUAGGGCGGCCACGAAAGCGAUCACUGGCCCCAGCCCCCAACCAAUCCUGA
Talaromyces proteolyticus is the source of this 1521-nucleotide messenger RNA. RefSeq lists its product as uncharacterized. The record is from RefSeq and is a predicted model, not a curated record. NCBI's taxonomy places the organism in Eukaryota, Fungi, Ascomycota, Eurotiomycetes, Eurotiales, Trichocomaceae. Bases 1 to 1521 code for a protein of 506 amino acids. The transcript has a single exon.